Cercocebus atys (sooty mangabey) is the source of this 2894-nucleotide messenger RNA. It is a transcript of the gene CDSN, whose product is annotated as corneodesmosin. Gene Ontology annotation, biological process: cell-cell adhesion; skin morphogenesis. The coding region runs from base 489 to 2441 and encodes 650 amino acids. The record is from RefSeq and is a predicted model, not a curated record. NCBI's taxonomy places the organism in Eukaryota, Metazoa, Chordata, Mammalia, Primates, Cercopithecidae. The transcript is spliced from 2 exons. Gene Ontology annotation, molecular function: protein homodimerization activity.
GCACCCCCCCUACCCCCAUCACCAUGCCGUCCCCAGAGGCCCCCAGAAGGAACAGGUCAGGGAUUGGUUUUGGGAAUGUAGUGCCCCAUUUCUGGGAAGGAGAAGGUUCCCCAGGUGAUGGAACAUGUAAUAGGUGUAUGGCUGGCCUAGCACUUGGGGAGUGGUGGGAGGGAGAGCCUGGGGGAUGUGGGCAGAACUCAUAUCUGAAGGAGGAAAGUGGAGGUGGAGUGAUGGGGUCCCAAGGAAGGAGCAGAUUGGGGGCUGUGAAUGGGACCUCACUGGGGUUGGGCAGAUGGGGCUGGAACAGGCACCCAAGUGUGGAAAAAAAAGCUGAAACGCCCAUGUCUGCGAGUGGAGGGCAGAUGGGGAGACAGGCCAAGCCAGGGUAGGCAGGAGAGUUAAGGAGCCAGGCAGCUGGGUCCCGUGGCAAGAGUGGCCGCCCCAGAGUGGGUGGCCGUGGGGCAGAGCGCCUGGUUCCGGGUUAGGCAAUGAGGAGCCGGGGCCAGGCCUGUCAGGUGGCAGGAUCGUUAGGGCCCCGUGGCCAUGGGUACCCCACACUGCAGCCACUGCUGCUGCUGAGUAGGCAGAUGCACCGGGCUGAUUACCACGCUCCUCCCGGCCACACCAACUUCCCCCAGGGCACCCACCCCCUCCACCUCUCCUCCCCUCCCCACAGUGACUCCUGCCCAGGGAAUGUCCAGCUCUGGCAUAAAGGACCCGGGUGUCCUCGAGCUGCCGUCAGUCAGGAGGCUGUGCAGGCCGAGAUGGGCUUGUCUCGGGCACCCUGGAUGGGGCGUGUGGGCGGGCGCGGGAUGAUGGCACUGCUGCUGGCUGGUCUCCUUCUGCCAGGGACCUUGGCUAAGAGCAUUGGCACCUUCUCAGACCCCUGUAAGGACCCCACGCGUAUCACCUCUCCUAAUGACCCCUGCCUCACUGGAAAGGGUGGCUCCAGUGGCUUCAGUAGCUACAGUGGCUCCAGCGGUUCUGGCAGCUCCAUUUCCAGUGCCAGUGGCUCUAGUGGUGGCUCUGGCAGUGGCUCCAGUGGAUCCAGCGUUGCCCAGGGUGGUUCUGCAGGAUCUUUUAAGCCAGGAACAGGGUAUUCCCAGGUCAGCUCCUCCUCCGGAUCUGGCUCUAGUCUACAAGGUGCAUCCAGUUCCUCCCAGCUGGGAGGCAGCGGCUCCCAGCCCGGCAGCGGCUCCCAGCCCGGCGGCAGCGGCUCCCAGCCCGGCGGCAGCGGCUCUCACUCAGGAAGCAGUGGCUCUAACGCAGGAAGCAGCGGCUCUAAUACAGGAAGCAGUAGCUCUCACUUGGGAAGCAGCAGCUCUCAUUCCAGCAGCAGCAGCACCUUUCAGUUCAGCAGCAGCAGCUCCCAAGUAGGGAGUGGCUCUGCUCUGCCAACCAGUGACAACGCUUACCGCGGAAUACUAAACCCUUCCCAGCUUGGACAAAGCUCUUCCUUUUCCCAGACCAGUGGCCAAAGGGUCAGCUCCAACCAGCGUCCCUGUAGUUCAGACAUCCCCGACUCUCCCUGCAGUGGAGGGCCCAUCAUCUCACACUCCGGCCCCUACAUCCCCAGCUCCCACUCUGUGUCAGGGGGUCAGAGGCCUGUGGUGGUGGUGGUGGAGCAGCACGGUUCUGGUGGCCCUGGAGUGGUUCAAGGUCUCCCCUGUAGCAACGGUGGCCUUCCAGGCAAGCCCUGUCCCCCAAUCACCUCUGUAGACAAAUCCUAUGGUGGCUACGAGGUGGUGGGUGGCUCCUCUGACAGUUACCUGGUUCCAGGCAUGACCUACAGUAAAGGGAAAAUCUACCCUGUGGGCUACUUCACCAAAGAUAACCCUGUGAAAGGCUCUCCAGGGGUCCCUUCCUUUGCAGCUGGGCCCCCCAUCUCUGAGGGCAAAUACUUCUCCAGCAACCCCAUCAUCCCCAGCCAGUCGGGAGCUUCCUCAGUCAUUGCGUUCCAGCCAGUGGGGACUGGUGGGGUCCAGCUCUGUGGAGGCGGCUCCACAGGCUCCAAGGGACCCUGCUCUCCCUUCAGUUCUCGAGUCCACAGCAGUUCUAGCAUUUCCAGCAGCUCCGGUUCACCCUACCAUCCCUGCGGCAGCACUUCCCAGAGCCCCUGCUCCCCGCCAGGCACCGGCUCCUUCAGCAGCAGCUCUAGUUCCCAAUCCAGUGGCAAAAUCAUCCUUCAGCCUUGUGGCAGCAAGUCCAGCUCUUCUGGUCACCCUUGCAUGUCUGUCUCCUCCUUGACACUGACUGGGGACCCCGAUGGCUCGCCCCAUCCUGAUCCCUCCGCUGGUGCCAAGCCCUGUGGCUCCGGCAGUGCUGGAAAGAUCCCCUGCCGCUCCAUCCGGGAUAUCCUAGCCCAAGUGAAGCCUCUGGGGCCCCAGCUAGCUGACCCUGAGGUUUUCCUACCCCAGGGAGAGUUACUCGACAGUCCAUAAGUCAACUUUCGUGUGUGUGCAUGCCUUGGGCACAAACAAGCACAUACACUAUAUCCCAUAUGGGAGAAGUCCAGUGCCCAGGCACAGGGUCAGCUCAGUUUCCCUCCUCCUUCCCCAAAGAAUGGCUCUGCUUUCUCCACUACCCCAAGGUUGCAGACUCUCUCUUAUCACCCCUUCCUCCUUCCUCUUCCCAAAAUGGUAGAUUCAAAGCUCCUCUCUUGAUUCUCUCCUACUGUUUAAAUUCCCAUUCCACCGCAGUGUCCCUCAGCCAGAUCACCACCCCUUACAAUUCCCUCUGCUGUGUCUUUGAAAUGGUCCAUUGAGUAACACCCCCAUCAGCCUCUCAACUGGGAAACCCCUGAAAUGCUCCCAGAGCACCUCUGACGCCUGGAAAAGUUAUACCUUCCUCUUCCCCUUUACCAAAUAAAGCAAAGUCAAACCAUCAUCUGGAAA